Molecule: messenger RNA, 1798 nt
Organism: Malaclemys terrapin pileata
Lineage: Eukaryota; Metazoa; Chordata; Testudines; Emydidae
Product: probable G-protein coupled receptor 142
Exons: 1
Coding region: 605-1711 (368 amino acids)
Biological process (GO): G protein-coupled receptor signaling pathway
Cellular component (GO): membrane
Molecular function (GO): G protein-coupled receptor activity
Source: RefSeq, a predicted model, not a curated record
UGAGUGAGGAUCUUGGAAACAAAUGAUUACAUAUCAAACAAAAUCAUAACAUGCUUUCUAGAGACUCAACUUAACUAACAAGUUAACCUCCUGUCUAAAGAAAUUUCUCAUCCAACAGCUUCUGCAGUUUUUCAGCCCAGCUUGGCUGAGAUCCUGUUUUCAUGAAUGUAAAUGCGCUGUCCGUUUACUUCCUAGAUGCAGGGUCACUGGGUGUCUUCUUUGCCUUCUGCUUACAUCCCAAUUUGAUUGCCUGUGCUCUGAGAUAGGUAAAACAAGCCACAGCUUGUUAGCCUGUGUGCUGUAUCCCUGGUGACGUCACAUCUCUUUGUUGACUUCCUGAGUAUCCUUUGUGUUAGUUUACAGUGUUUAAUUUACAUCCCAACAGAGAGACUGGUGAAUAAACAUCUCUUGUCUGACUGAAAAUCUGAUUCUUCACCUCUGUUGGUGACUUGUGCCUUAAUAAAGACUCUAUGAAAAUAUUUGCAGCCGACGUACAUAACCCCUUAUGUAGCAUCUAUACACACAUUUCACAGUGAUAUUAAUGACUAGGGCAACCCUGGCUUUCAUUUAAGCCCUUCCAUGACACUGUGGUGAACCAGGAUGUAUGCACCGGAAUCGGGACAUUCCUGUAACCCCCUUGCCAAUUGGCAUUGAGGGGGUCUUGGGUCACAGCAUAGGGAUGUGCUGUGCUGUUCUCCUGUUGGCCCUACAGCUCAGCCACAGCAGAGUGGGGGGGAAGACGUGGUUGCUUACAACUCAAACAGCUGCGGAAAUGUCUCUUUCAGCAAACAUCAUGACCUUCGUGAUCUUCUGGCGAAGGGACUGCUUGAUCUCCGCCUCCAGCCGCUACCACCUGAUGGCGAUGUCCCUGGCCGACACUGUGGUUCUCGUUCUCAUAGUUCUCGUUGAGAUGAUCCUGAAAUGCUACAGCACGGAGCCGUUCUGGUACCGGGACCCCUGGUGCACCCUCCGGGAUGUCUUCAAUUAUGGUGCGGUCAAUGCCUCCGUCUGGCUGGUGGUCUCCUUCACCGUCGAGCGCUUCAUAGCCAUCAACACCUUCAAGCUGAAGGCAAAGCUGUGCUCCCCGAGACGCACGCUCUACACGAUCGCCUUAGUUCACAUCUGCGGCUACCUAGUGGCUAUCCCGUAUUAUUGGUCCAACAGAUCAGAAAGGGUGAAUGGGACGGGGCGGGCGAUCUGCAAGUUUAAUCCUGACCUUCCCAACUCCUACGUUGAGGGGCUGGUUUGGUUUCAGACCUCACUGGUCAACAUUGUCCCUUAUAUCAUCAUCUUCACCUUGAACAGCCUGACCCUCAGGCAGAUCGUCCUCAGCAACAAAGUGCACUGUGUGAUGGCCCGAGGGCUCCACCGAAUGAACUCUGGGACCCAAUUCAGGUACCAGAAGAAGAAAUCUAUCCUCCUCCUUGUGACUGUCUCGAUGAUGUUCGCUUAUCUGGGCGCCACCAGGUUCGUCACGCAGAUUAUUCUCAGGACCUGCCAUUACGACAUAGAGAGACAAGAUUACUCCAAGGUCAUUAACAUUGCGGUGGACUUUGGUACUAUGCUGGAACUGACCAACUCAGCUGUGAACAUGUAUCUCUAUGCCUGCACCCAGACUGCCUUCCGCAGGGAGCUAGUCCAUUGCCUCAAGGCUCUUCUCUUUCCCUGGAAAGCACAGAGAACGCACCCAUCAGCCAUCUUCCAGAUAUAAUGCAUGUGUGCGCAUACACGGAGCUGUCCCGCUGCAUGUCUUCCCAGAGGCAGGUAUACCUCCCUGUGUUUAAUGAGAGGACUUGCC